AUGGAAGAACGCGGUUCCUCGUUCGCGCCGCCAAAGACGGCGUCCAAGGUUGCGGUGGUCGUGGACCCCUUCUCGACCGGCGGCAUGCUGUCGGUGGUCCUCUCGCGGCGCGGCUUUGCAGUCAUGGCGCUCUGGACGAACGAGUGCGGCGGCAACGAGGAGCAUGUCCCAGCUGAGGUCAAGGCGUGGAGAAAGUCGAUCGGGUACUUGGCGGAGGUGUACGAGCCGGAGGGUGGGACCGAGGCGAUUGCGGCCGCGGUCAAGAAGGCGUGUGGCACCAAGACGCUCAGCACAAUCAUCUGCGGAGGUGAGUCUGGUGUCAAGGUUUGCGACGCCCUCUGCGUGUACCUCAAUUUCCGGGGCAACUCGAUCGCCAACGGGAUGGAGAACCGGCGGGACAAGCAGAUUCAGCAGGACAAUCUCCGCAACUCGGGCAUUCGCGCGGUGAAGGGCCUCGCCAGCACCGAGUGGGAGGGGCCCGUCGAGACGUUUGUCGACUCGCAGACCUUUCCUGUUGUGGUCAAGCCGGUCGAGUCUGCCGGCUCAGAGGGAGUUAAGAUGUGCAAGAGCAAGGAGGACGCCAAGGCGCACUUUCACCUGCUUAUGAACUCGCAGCGCGCGAUCGGCUCCGUCGGCGCGGCGGUCCUCGUCCAGGAGUUCCUGCGGGGAGACGAGUACGUCUGCGACCACGUCUCCAAGGAUGGCAAGCACAAGACCAUCAUGCUCUGGAAGUACGACAAGCGCCUCGCCAACGGCUCGCAGUUCGUCUACUUUGGCAUGAAGCCCAUCCCCCUUGACGCGCCCGAGGCGCAGUCCAUCAUCCAGUACACCCGCUGCGCCAUCAACGCGAUCGACAUCACAAACGGGGCGACGCACUCUGAGAUCAUGAUGACCAAGGACGGCCCCUGCCUCGUCGAGGUCAACUGCCGCUGCCACGGCGGCAACGGCGCCUGGAUGCCGCUCUCUUCGGGCCUCACGGGAGGCUACAACCAGGUGACGGCCGCCAUCGACGCCUACGUCGACCCGAAGAGGUGGGCGGCGAUCCCCUCGAUCCCGCCGAUCCCAUUCCUCGCCGGUGGGCUCGAGGUGAUGUUUGUGAGCUACGUCGAGGGCAAGGUCGUGGGCUGCCCCGGUUACAAGAAGAUCGAAAAGCUCAAGAGCUUCUCGUCGAUGGAUGCGGCGGUCGGCGUCGGCGACAACAUCGUCAAGACGAUCGACCUGCUCACCUCGACCGGGUCCUGCAUCCUGAGCCACCCUGACCCGAAGGUGGUGGAGGCGGACACCGCUUUCAUCCGCAAGCUCGAGAAGUCCAACAAGAUGUUCAUUCUGGACGGCGUCACGCCCGGGCCGGAGCGGGACAGCGGGACCAGCGACCGCAAGUCCGAGCUUCAAUGGGCGUUUGAGCACCACGGGGCGUCGCGGAAGUCGGUGCGGGGGGGAUCGCGCGACUCGCUCGUCGACCGCGUCAACGAGUCGAAGAUGCUCGAGGCGCAGAUGAAGGACAUCUACGAGAGCCAAAUCUCGAGCUUGCACAAGGCGGUUGCGGGCGCUGGCGCCGUGUCGGUUUUGCUCGGCGCGGGGCUGGUUGCCAUGGCCAUGAAGAAGUAG
Emiliania huxleyi CCMP1516 is the source of this 1608-nucleotide messenger RNA. RefSeq lists its product as hypothetical. The record is from RefSeq and is a predicted model, not a curated record. Gene Ontology annotation, molecular function: metal ion binding; ATP binding. Bases 1 to 1608 code for a protein of 535 amino acids. NCBI's taxonomy places the organism in Eukaryota, Haptophyta, Isochrysidales, Noelaerhabdaceae. The transcript is spliced from 2 exons.